Molecule: messenger RNA, 2861 nt
Organism: Dendrobium catenatum
Lineage: Eukaryota; Viridiplantae; Streptophyta; Magnoliopsida; Asparagales; Orchidaceae
Product: ATP-dependent DNA helicase Q-like 5
Exons: 1
Coding region: 50-2737 (895 amino acids)
Biological process (GO): double-strand break repair via homologous recombination
Cellular component (GO): cytoplasm; nucleus; chromosome
Molecular function (GO): four-way junction helicase activity; nucleic acid binding; 3'-5' DNA helicase activity
Source: RefSeq, a predicted model, not a curated record
CUUCCCACUCGAUUUACAAUCUCUAUACCCGCCCUAGCUUUAUGACACGAUGAUGGACGCCAUCAUCGAUUCCGAUACCGACUCUGAUGGCUCCCACGUCUCCGCCACCCCACCCAGGUCCUACCCUGCCUCUCUUCCUCCGAAGUCUAGGGCUAGGGGUUCUCCGAUCGCCGACCCUAAGCGCAGAAUGCCCCAAUCCAUACCACUAAUGCUGUCUGAACCUGAUCUCCCGCAUUUCCCCGGCGUCGAUCUGUCCAAUCUCAACGGCAUCUCUGUAAAGAAGAUCCAGCGACCUCUGGAUUCUCGGCACUCGACUUCCUUCUCCUCCCUUGUCCGAUCUCGUCGCUCUUCUUUCGAUCCAUUAUCUGAUCCAUCGAAAGAAGACGCCACUGUUACCCAGCAUGCUACCUCCUCCGAUCGCCCUCGCCCUGGGAAUGGGAUCAAUAUGGCGAAGCUUCACCCGAAUUGGCUAGGUCCGGAGGCUCGAUCGGUAACGACAGCUGCUGUGAUGCCGAAACGGUGCAAGAGCGGUAGCGAGGGAAACUUUGUUCGGCUUAACAUCAAUGGUUAUGGUAGAAAUAAAAAGUUUUCGUACAGGUCCGGAAAGAAGAAGGCAUUCCCGACUUCAAAAUCUUGGAGAUUUUCUCGGGGUCCUUCCAAAGCAGAGAGUUUGGCUUUUGACGCGUCAACGAAACAAUGUACAAUCUCAAAGGUUGACUUGGAAAUUGCGAAGGCGGCUGUGGAGGUUGCUCGAGUUGAGCCUUCUGAUGAGAAUCUGAGGAAACUUCUGAAGCUUACGCAUGGAUAUGAUUGCUUCCGUGAAGGGCAACUGGAGGCUAUCCGGCAUGUGAUUUCGGGGGACUCUACAAUGCUAGUGCUCCCAACUGGUGCAGGUAAGUCCCUUUGCUACCAGUUACCUGCACUGGUUUUACCUGGGGUAGCAUUAGUCGUGAGCCCUCUGGUAGCUUUGAUGGUUGAUCAGCUGAGGCAACUGCCUUAUUUAAUACCCGGUGGACUUCUAAGCAGCAACCAGACCAGCGAUGAGGCUCUAGAGACAUUGCAGAGGCUGCAUGAAGGGCUAAUAAAGGUGCUUUUUAUCUCACCUGAGAGAUUGUUGAAUUCAGAAUUUCUGUCAACAUUCAGGGAUGGUCUGUUUAUAUCUUUUUUGGCAAUUGAUGAAGCGCACUGCAUUUCUGAAUGGUCUCACAAUUUUCGGCCUUCGUAUUUGAGGUUGAGGGCAUCACUGUUACGAACAGUGCUUAAUGUUAAGUGCUUCCUUGCAAUCACUGCAACUGCAACAACUCAGACUUUAGAUGACAUCAUGGGUGCUCUAGAAAUUCCUUCUACAAGUUUAAUAAAUACACGUCAAAUUAGGGAAAAUCUACAGCUCUUUAUAACCUCAAGUGACAAUAGGCUGAAGGAUUUGUUAAUUCUUAUGAAGUCAACUCCUAUGGUGGACACGAGAAGUGUCAUCAUCUACUGCAAGUUUCAGAAAGAAGCUGAAUUGGUGAGCAAAUAUCUUUGUGAUAACAAUAUCUCUUCUAAGGUAUAUCACGGCAGUCUUGCAUCAAAGGACAGAAUCCGUACUCAGGAACUCUUCUGUUCGAACAAAAUUAGAGUGGUAGUAGCAACUGUGGCAUUUGGCAUGGGCCUUAACAAGAGCGAUGUUGAAGCUGUUAUCCAUUACAGCUUGCCAGAAAGCAUAGAAGAGUAUAUCCAGGAAACUGGACGGGCUGGGAGGGAUGGGAGGCUUUCCAAUUGCCAUCUUCUUCUUGAUGACACUACUUAUCAUAAGCUCCGUAGCCUUUUAUACAGUGAUGGUGUUGAUGAAUAUGUAAUUAACAAGCUUCUAUCCCAAAUUUUCGUGAAGGAAACUAAUUUAGAAGAGAGUAUUUGCUCCUUGAUUAAAGAAUCCACAUCAUGUAAAUUUGAUAUUAAAGAAGAAGUUUUAUUGACGAUCCUGACAGAACUGGAGAUAGGUGAUGUGCAAUAUUUACAGUUGCAUCCUCAGCUCAAUGUUACAUGCACACUGUGCUUUCACAAGACAUCACCUGAAGUGCUUUCUGGAAAGGAUGCCCUAGUUUCUGCUAUUAUUAGUAAGUCAGAGAAGAAGCAUGGGAAAUUUGUUUUUGACAUCCCCACCGUAGUGAAUUAUGCGGGUACCACAGUCAAAGAGCUGUUAGAUCAUAUCCGAAACCUUAAGUACUUAGGAGAAAUCACAUAUGAUCUGAAGGAUCCUGCGUUCUGCUUCACAAUUGUUAAGAAACCAGACGACUUCUGCUCUCUUACAGCCCAUCUGGCAAAACUUUUAUCAGAAAUUGAGAAAUGCAAGUUGCACAAGUUAGAUGAAAUGUUCAAUUUGGCAUAUUUUGCCUUAAAAGAAUGCCGUGGAGUCUAUGGAUGUGCUAGUCCCAUGCAUACCCAAUGCAUUCAAAAAAGGAUUUCAGAAUACUUUAGCAGGGUUAAUAACGUUCAUCAAGAGUUCAGCUUCAAGAGUCCACAAAGCAGCCCAUUUUUACAUGCAGAUAUUAAGGUGUUUUUACAAGCUAACUCAGAAAAGAAAUUUACACCAAGAGCAGUUACUAGGAUUAUGCAUGGCAUCCCGAGUCCCGCUUUUCCAUCUGCAACUUGGUCUACCUGUCAUUUUUGGGGACGUUACACACACAUAGAUUUUCCAGUAGUCAUGAAGGCUGCGACCUUGGAGCUAAUGGAUUUCUGUAAAAGGGGUAACACCUAAAGUUUUUUGUUGCUUGGAAACAAGUGUUCCAUAGACAAUCUGAUCGUAGGGAUCUUCAAGGUGAAAGUAUGAUCUUUGUGUUAUCCAAAGAAAACGCUAAUUUUAUAUUUUAUAAGCUUUGUGA